Molecule: messenger RNA, 603 nt
Organism: Leucoraja erinaceus (little skate)
Lineage: Eukaryota; Metazoa; Chordata; Chondrichthyes; Rajiformes; Rajidae
Product: cystatin-F-like
Exons: 4
Coding region: 135-479 (114 amino acids)
Biological process (GO): positive regulation of myelination; negative regulation of microglial cell activation; immune response
Cellular component (GO): lysosome; late endosome; Golgi apparatus
Molecular function (GO): cysteine-type endopeptidase inhibitor activity
Source: RefSeq, a predicted model, not a curated record
CUCCUACACCACAACUAGCAGCCCGUCCCACCUCAUUGUGAAGCCUCCAUUGGGUGAGACACAGGCUGCCAGUCAGCCAGACUCGCCCACAUAAAGUGCCGGGACGUGCGGGAGGAGAGGAGCAGUCUGGAGAUAUGGACCUUUUCCCGGGAAUGCCAAGUAAUAUUAGUGUGGACGACCCCGCCGUUCGAAAUGCCACACUUGCUGCCGUCUAUAGAUACAACAACGCAUCCAAUGAUGUCUACCUGUUUAAAGUCCAGAGGAUGCUAGAUGCACAGGUGCAGAUUGUUGCUGGUCUGAAGUAUCUACUACACUUUGAUAUCGGAAGAACAGUCUGUCGUAAGGAACAUCCAUACAACUUCAAACGCUGCUCCUUUCAAACAAGCCCGUCGCUGAUUAAGAAAUACGAGUGUCACGCUGGCGUCUGGGCGGCUCCAUACACACAGAAGUGGCGCGUGAUCGCAAUAAAAUGCCUGUGAAACGCCUUGGCUUUGUUGUUCCUCUAACCCACUGCUCCACAUAAUACAUCCAGAAUAGCAACAUCAUCAUCCUGCAAACUAGUGUAGACAAGGUGCAGAUAAUACAACAUACAACAUACAACAG